UGCACCCGCCUCCCCAGCCUCCAAAGAACCCCUUCGUCUUCCUUAUCCCAGCGCCCUAAACCCUAUCACCAAAACCGGCUGACCGGCGGGAACCGGAAGUGUGCGCGCCCGGAACGGGUCCCCAGCGGACUCCGCCGGAAGUAGCCAUUGCUAGGGGCUGCCUUCGCUCAGCAUGGCGGCUAUCCCCCCUGACACCUGGCAGCCGCCCAACGUCUACCUGGAGACCAGCAUGGGGAUCAUCGUGCUGGAGCUGUACUGGAAACAUGCUCCAAAGACCUGCAAGAACUUUGCAGAGUUGGCUCGGCGGGGCUACUACAACGGCACCAAAUUCCACAGGAUCAUCAAAGACUUCAUGAUCCAAGGUGGUGACCCAACGGGGACAGGUCGCGGUGGCGCUUCUAUCUAUGGCAAACAGUUUGAAGAUGAACUUCAUCCAGACCUGAAGUUCACUGGAGCUGGGAUUCUUGCAAUGGCCAAUGCAGGGCCAGACACCAAUGGCAGCCAGUUCUUCGUGACCCUCGCCCCCACCCAGUGGCUGGAUGGCAAACAUACCAUUUUUGGCCGAGUGUGCCAGGGUAUAGGGAUGGUGAAUCGAGUGGGCAUGGUGGAAACGAACUCCCAGGACCGCCCUGUAGACGAUGUGAAGAUCCUUAAGGCGUACCCUUCUGGGUAGGUGUGAUGCUGUCGGGGCACACCCAGGUCUUCGACGACGGUCCUCUGUGAUGAACCAUCUUCCGAUGGCAGAGUGCCAUGUGUCAGUGCACACCUAUGCUGACACCCUGGGACAAAUGAAGCAGAGGGGACGUCUUUGGAGGCAUUUGUAUUCUGGUCAGCAGUCACAGACUUGAAAAGCAGGCAGUGUUGAGGCAUUAACUGCACAGCCCCUUUCAGCCUCCGUCAUGUGCUCUUCCAGGAACACACACAGCUUUCUACUUUCCCUCAGAGCCUGAGCAUCAACACUGCCGCUUCUGACACUAAACAUCCCACGCAAAGCCAUAUUGAAUUUUUGCCAAAUGAAAAACGCAUCCAACAAUCAAGUUGCUAAGAAGGUGUCGAGUGGGGAAUGAUAAUGCUUAAUGAUGGAGAAAUAGGUCUCUGAAAAGGAAACAGAAGCGUUGACCUUUGCCCCCUGGGAAGGACUGGCAGUGCACUGAAGGCCAGUCCUUCAGGAGCCUUGCUCACAUACACUGACGUUUGUUAGGGCUUUAGAGAAAGUAGGUAAGAGGUUUUUAUACAUGACAUGUUUGUUUUUUUUAAUCUUUCUGGAUUUACAAGGGGCAUGGGGUGGGAGGGAGGGUGUUAAUACC
Cricetulus griseus (Chinese hamster) is the source of this 1307-nucleotide messenger RNA. The record is from RefSeq and is a predicted model, not a curated record. NCBI's taxonomy places the organism in Eukaryota, Metazoa, Chordata, Mammalia, Rodentia, Cricetidae.